GUGGAAGAGUACAUUCUUCAUUUGAGCUGACCGUGAAAGAAGGUGGCUGCAGUGACUUGCUGGAGGCAAGGAUCUCGGCACAUGAGGGUGAAAACAUCAAUGUUACUUGCAAGUGCCCAAAUUACAAAUCUACAACUUGUCCAAAAAACAUCAAGCACUUCUUUAAAGAACACAAAGACUUCAUUGAAUCUGGCCUAAUUGACCCUAAGUCAUCGUCAGGAAAAUAUUCCUUGACUGAAAAGCUUAGUGCAAAUACAUUUAAUGUGACAAUUCACAAACUGGAAAUGAAGGAUGCUGGGAUGUACUGGUGUGGAAUCCAAACUGGAGGAGAGAAUAUUGCUUUGACAGCACAGGUGAAUCUACUCAUCACAGGAAGGCUAGAAGAAGUCAGAGGAGUUGUUGGCGGAGGUGUGGCCAUCGUGUGCAAAUUCGAUGAUCAAGACCAACUCAAUCUAAAUCAACGGUUCUUCUGCAAGGGCAAUGCUUCAACCUGUCCAUACAACAGGCUCUCAAGCACAGACAACAACAGAGUUGCACUAUACAGGAGUGCCUAUGGAGACUUUCUGACUAUUGUUAUGAAGAAUCUAACUGAGAAUGAUUCCGGGACGUACUACUGUGCCGAAAACGGAGAAGCUCACACAAAAGUUCAAUUGAACAUAGAUGAUGGUGACUGCUGUGACACACCUCCCAAAAUGAAAGUAAAAAAUAAAGGAGAUAACGUCACCAUUCAGUGCACGUAUCCUGUGGAGUAUCAAGGCAAAAAGAAGUAUUUCUGUAAAGAGGGUGGGGGUAAAAUGCGCAUGGAUUUACUGCAAUCCAGACCAUCAUACUCCAAUCUCAAAUAUUAUGUAUCUGAGAACAAAACUGGAAACCUCUUCACAGUUACUAUUUAUAAUCUGGAUACGUAUGAUACUGCCACCUAUUGGUGUGGAAUGGGAUCUGGUGGUAAAAAUGUUGCAUUGUUUACCAAAGUGGCGCUCAAUGUUUCAGUUAACACAGUUAACCCAGCCAGUGAAAUCUUGCCGGCAGACGAUGCUGUGGGCCAGGCGAUUAAGACCGGUGGAUGUGUGGUGAUGUCACUUGUGGCAGCAGCUGCCUUCUUCCUGUGCUACAUAAAGAGACAGAAGAGGAAGCAAGAAAACACAAACAACUUGACAUACCUGAAAGCAAAGACGCAGACCGAGAACUCUGACGCCGACUCUAUUUAUGAAGAAAUAGAUGACCUCCCUCUCCCUCUGCCUCCUCAUCCCCCCACAUCAGAAGUCAUCUACUCCAUGGCAGACGAUCCGUACGACACACCGUUCCACUCGCUCGAGCCCUCCGACGUUACCCAGGCUACAGUUCACGCUGCGUCUGUGGCAGAUAAACUACCCACAAUUCCCUUUGAGAACAACCCCUAUGACGCGCCAUACCACUCGCUCGAGCCCUCAGACGUUACCCAGGCCGCGAUCCACUCUGUGUAUGCCACUGCUACGCUACCAACCACCCCUGGUAACAACAACCAAUCAAAAGAUUCACAGACACAACUCCCCUCUGACAUUACCCAGCCCGCGGUCGACUAUGCGCACACAGCUACACUACCCCCAGAUCUCCCCGAGAACAACCACUCUGUGUAUACCAUGGCCACACCACCCACAAACCUGUCUGAGAAAACCUGCUCAAAUGAUUCACCAACACAACUACCCUCCGACGACAGUACCCAGGCUGUGAUCCACUCUGUGUACUCCAUGGCUAGGCUUCCAACAAAUCCAUCUGAGAACAACGACAGCCCUAUUAUGCCAGCUGAUGCACAGCUUCCACUGUCCUUGGACAUGGCCCAGGCAGACAAACUACCCACAGUCCAUUGCAACGUGACCACGUACAGUAAUGUCCCCCCUCCUAAACGGCCUGACGAUAACACAGACCAAAGCGUUUGCAUUGCUUCUGCAAACAAACUGGAUGCAGUGAGCACUGACAAUGAAAAUAUCCCCUCUCCCACACAGCCUGAUGAUAACACAGACCAAAGCAAUGGAAAUAUCACCUCUCCCUCACAGUCUCUAGGAAACGCAGAACAAAGCAUUGACAUUGGUUCUGCAGAUCCAUUUGAUCCAGUGAACCCAAACAAUAGAAAUACCCCCUCUUUGAGACAGCUUUAA
Engraulis encrasicolus (European anchovy) is the source of this 2135-nucleotide messenger RNA. RefSeq lists its product as uncharacterized. The record is from RefSeq and is a predicted model, not a curated record. NCBI's taxonomy places the organism in Eukaryota, Metazoa, Chordata, Actinopteri, Clupeiformes, Engraulidae. The transcript has 8 exons. Gene Ontology annotation, cellular component: plasma membrane. The coding region runs from base 285 to 2135 and encodes 616 amino acids. Gene Ontology annotation, molecular function: transmembrane signaling receptor activity.